Protobothrops mucrosquamatus (brown spotted pit viper) is the source of this 600-nucleotide messenger RNA. RefSeq names its product DnaJ heat shock protein family (Hsp40) member C15 (gene DNAJC15). Gene Ontology annotation, biological process: protein import into mitochondrial matrix. The coding region runs from base 8 to 469 and encodes 153 amino acids. The record is from RefSeq and is a predicted model, not a curated record. Gene Ontology annotation, molecular function: ATPase activator activity. Gene Ontology annotation, cellular component: PAM complex, Tim23 associated import motor. Lineage: Eukaryota; Metazoa; Chordata; Lepidosauria; Squamata; Viperidae. The transcript is spliced from 6 exons.
GAUAACUAUGGUGGAGCGGGCCGGGAGUUCCGCGGAGCCUCUUCGCUACGCGGAGUACGUAGCCCGGAGCGCCGGCGGCGGUGGCAGCGGCGGCGGCCGAGAGCCGGACAUCAACUACGGCCUGGCCCGAUCUGUAAUCGGAGUCGGUCUGGGCAUAGCAGCGGUUGCCUUUGGAGGUCGUUUUGCAUUCCAGCUCCGGAAACCGCUAGAAGACAUUUUCUCCGAGGUAGCGAGAAAAAUUUCAGCUACUGCCGUUUCUGCGUAUUACAAAGGCGGAUUCGAAGCGAAAAUGAACGUUCGGGAGGCUAGCCUGAUUUUAGGCAUAAGCCCAUCUGCUGGCAAGGCCAAGAUUAGAAACGCUCACCGGAAAAUCAUGAUUCUGAACCACCCGGACAAAGGGGGAUCACCGUACUUGGCAACCAAAAUCAACGAGGCGAAAGAUCUGCUGGAAUCAAGCAGGAAAAAUUAGAGAUUUUGCACUGCGCGUCCGAAAAUUUUAAGAAGCCACACUAGAACUUCUUUUGCUUUCUCGUUUGUGUAGGAACCGCAGUACAGAAACCAAACUUUGGGGCUGGUUAAUAAAGUUGCAACAGACUUGAA